AUGUCGGAUGGGACAAACUUAACGGCUCUUCUGUCGCUUCAGUCACAGAGAGUCGCCUCCGUCAUGAUGUGCAACGCAAAGUUCGCGGCUACCUUUGCCGGCCUCCUCGCCUCCGCGAGCGCAGGUCCCAGCGUGCAACUCGACAACGGCCUCACGGUCCAGGGCCGGAUCGCCCCCGACGCUGUCAACGUCGCCGAGUUCCUUGGCAUCCCCUACGCGGCGCCGCCUCUCGACGAUUUGCGCUGGGAACCCCCUCAGCCCUACGUCGUUCCCCAGUCAAGCACUCCUUUCGCCAAUGGAACCGUCCUCAACGCCACGGCGCUACCGCCCUCAUGCUGGCAGUACAUUUCCAUCCACCCGGCCAUCCAGCGCGUGGAUAUGCCUCAGAACUGGAUCCAGCGCUCGCAGUCGCACAUCUUCGUUACGUUCAACUACCGCAUGAAGCUCUUCGGUUUCCCCAACUCUGCCGCGCUGAAGGAGCAGAACCUCGGACUGAUGGACCAGCGCUUCGCUGUCGAGUGGAUCCGCGACAACAUCGCACAGUUUGGUGGUGACCCUGAGCGCAUGACUAUUUGGGGCCACUCCGCCGGUUCCAUCGCUGUAGACUACUACAGCUUCGCGUACGCCGAGGACCCUAUCGUCAGGGGCCUCAUCAUGGACUCCGGUACGGCUCACCUGGACCAGCUGAUGAACCACGACGAGACCCACUCCAAUUUCACGUUCGUCGCACAGCAGCUUGGUUGUGGCAACUCGACAACUCCUGAGGCUGAGUUGGCAUGCAUGCGCAAGAUUCCUGCAGAGAAGCUUGAGAACUUUGUGGCCACUUACAAGGACUCUGAGGUCACGCCUACCAUUGGCUUCUCUCCCCAGAUUGACAACAAGAUUGUCUUUGCCAACUACACCGAGAAGGCUGCUCUUGGCGAGCUGUCCGAUCUUCCCGCAAUCAUUGGAUUCAACGCCGCAGAGGGUCUCUUCCUUGCCCCUUACGAUGCGGAGAACGGCCCCGACCCCGCCGUCGCUGAUGCCUUGUCCUACCAGUUCUUCUGGUGCCCUGCCACCAAGACCACUAAUGAGCGUCUGGCCGCGGGAAGGACCACAUACCGCUACUACUACUCUGCCGUGUUCAACAACACCUCGCCUCGCCCGUGGAUGGGUGCUUACCAUGGUAGCGAGCUUCCCAUGAUCUUUGGCACACACGCCGACUUCCGUGGUAACUCCACCGCGUUCGAGUAUGAGCUCAGCCACGUCAUGAUGGAUGCGUAUGCCGCUUUCGUGAAGGACUCGACCGCGGGUCUGGACGCUAUCGGAUGGCCUGUCUACACGGCUGAGGAGCGUCUUGUUCGUAGCUACGGCCAGAACAACAAUGUCACCGUCGGCAAGCGCACGCUGUCUGAUAUUGAGACAGAGUGUGCAAGCCAGGGGCUUUUGUAG
This is a messenger RNA of Colletotrichum scovillei, 1431 nucleotides long. Its product is annotated as chlorogenic acid esterase precursor. The transcript is spliced from 5 exons. Lineage: Eukaryota; Fungi; Ascomycota; Sordariomycetes; Glomerellales; Glomerellaceae. The record is from RefSeq and is a predicted model, not a curated record. Bases 1 to 1431 code for a protein of 476 amino acids.